Molecule: messenger RNA, 3332 nt
Organism: Aedes aegypti (yellow fever mosquito)
Lineage: Eukaryota; Metazoa; Arthropoda; Insecta; Diptera; Culicidae
Exons: 3
Coding region: 134-1564 (476 amino acids)
Molecular function (GO): sequence-specific DNA binding
Source: RefSeq, a predicted model, not a curated record
UCUACGAGUGGCAAUUAGCGGAUAGAUGGCGCCACCGGUCUAACUUAUGAAGCUGUCAAAUUCAUUGUUUUGUUUUGAUUCAUCGUCGUGAUUAUUGGUGAUUUGUUUUUCGAUCGAUUAAUAUUUGGAUCAAAUGGGUCGCAAAUGCGAAUUUUAUUUGUGCGGGAACCACCAAGGCAGCUCCGAAAGAACAAAACAUGUUUCUUUCUACGGUUUCCCAAAGAGCGAAGUGCUGUGCGCACUUUGGGUGGAAUCGUGUCUUUCUGAGGAGAUUUUGGAAGUUUUCAAAACUCUGGGCGCUUCAGCUUUUUCCAAACGAAAAAUAUGCUCUGACCACUUUCCUUCAGAAGCUUUUCGAGAUGUUCAUAACAAAAAUAAAGGGUUAAAACCUGGUGCCGUUCCGACUUCUCGCGCAAAAAUCGAUUUCAAUGCUGGGUUCGAAAGUUUUCUGGCAAAUUCUCAAGAUGCUGCUAAUGAGAACUUGGAGUCUAAUGAAAUGACCGUAGAAUUCAUCGAUGGAGACGAUGAUUUUGCCAAAUGGUUUCAGCUAACUUCCACUGAAACAUUUCCUGAAAAUGAACAUCAGAACUAUUCAACUACGAACGACGACACACCAAAUUCAAACGCCGGAGAAUGUUCCAUGGCCGCAGAUUAUUCCCUAUCUCCGGCUCAGAGCGAUAUUGAGACUGAGUGUCUUCUACAACAACCAGCUUUUGAUAAUCCGGAGAAUAUUUUGCAAACCAGCUCGGAAGUUAGUGAACAGCGGAAACAUUUUGAAGGAAUCGAAGAAUUCGAAGUUAUUAUUCUAUCCCAAGAUAGUAUCGAGAGCCAUUCUCAAGUGGAUAAGACAAUAGAAUUCCGUCAAAGGAUCAAAGAGAAGGAAGCUACAAUAAAAGCGCUCAGAAGAAAAAUUCAUUUUCUUCGGCGGCAAAUGUUUGUGCAAGACCAAACCAGCAAACGUCGUUUGAUGGCAAACAACAAACACAAAAAGCUGAUCUUCAGCCUACGUAAAGAGUUGAGACUCUUAAAAAAAACGAAGACUGAAAACGAACUACUCGGAGAACAAGCUAAGCAAAACCCAAUUAUUUAUGACACCUUGAAGAAUGCCACCAGAUCGACCAAAGGACGACGAUAUCAUUCGGAUACUAAAAAAUUCGCCUCUGGAACAUAUUUGAGCGGUCCACGUACAUACCGAUUCGUACGGAAAUCAACACACCUCGUACUACCCCACAAAAGUACUGUUUAUGGGUAUAACAGGAACAUUCGAAUCAACCCAGGACUGAAUAAAACUAUUCUUUCACGAAUGAAAAAUAGAGUUAAAGAUUUCAAAUCUAAACGUGAUAGAAUAGUUAUGGUUUGCUUAGACGGGAUGUCUAUCAAACCCGAACUGACUUAUUGUGCUAAGUCCGACACCUUUCAUGGAUUUCCCUUUGAUGGAACUAAUCGGAGAAUCGAAAAAAAUGAUCCAGCCAAGCUAGCGACUGAGGCUGUGGUAGUCAUGACUUCCGGAAUUUAUAGUCGCUUCAAGCAGGUAAUUGUCCCCAUUCCAUAUUUAAUGCCUUAAAUAAUAAAUUCAAAAUUAAUAUAGCCUAUAGGAUACCUACUUGCACACAACAGUCUCGGUAGUGACCUACAGAUGAAGUUUGUUGAGCAGAGUGUCGUGGCAAUCAGAAAAUGCGGUUUAAUUCCAAUGGCCCUAGUAAUGGAUCAGUGCACUACAAAUCAAAAAAUGGUUCGCGAAGCUGGUGGCACUAAUGCAGAUCCAAUUAUUACCAUCGAUGGCAAGGAGAUUGCUGUCCUAUACGAUACACCUCAUCUGCUAAAAAAUACGCGAAAUGCUUUAUACCGUCAUAAUGCUGUAUUCGAAGGUGCAAUUGCAUCGUUUGAACAUAUAAAGCAGCUACAUGAUGAAGAUGUGACGUCAAUUAUGAGGCUGGUCCCAAAAUUGUCCCUGAAAUGUAUCGCAUUGCCUCCAUUCACAAAAAUGAAUGUACCUUUAGCGACUCGAACACUAAGCGAAUCAGCAUCGAUUGCGAUCAAACAUUAUGUACAAACCGAUCGGCUAGACAAAGAAGCUUUACAUACUGCAUCUUUCAUCGCAUUCCACGACAAGCUCUUUGAUAUUUUUAACUCAAAAGAGCGUUAUGCGAAUUCUGUUGGAAAAGUAAGUAUUUAUUAGAAUUACUAAUAGUAGCCAGGUUAAAAUUUAUCAAAUUAUUAUACAGAAUUGCACUAACCGUGUUUCAGCACCAAUUUACCCUCAUUUUUACAAAAUUUAAGUUAAUUUUCAAAAUGUAAUAUAUACAUUAUUUCCUAACAGCCUUACAGAACACCUAUCACCGAAAACUCACUUCAUAUGGAAUUUCUUAAAAAGGCACAGAAAAUACUUGAGAACAUGUAUUACACCACAAGCGACUGCUUUGACAUCCGAAAGGUAUGAAGUAUAAAUGUGUUAAUCGCUAACAUAAAAUGUUGAUUCCAAUACAUACUACUUUACAGGCAAAAAAGGAGACAAAAAAGUUGACAGCUGCACAAAGGGUUCCGUCGUAUCUAAAAGGAUAUCUUGGAAACAUUAACGCACUUUUUUGGAUAUGGAGAAUAGUGAGAACUGAAUUCGCUUGCACAUACUUGUGCACAAAUCCUUUUUGUCAGGAUUGCUUAGAGAACUUCUUUUCGGAAAUUCGAAGGAGAUGUGGAUUCAAUGAUGCUCCGAACGCAUUCCAAUUCAGCAGUGCGUUUAAAUAUGCAAUGUUGACCGCCACCAACGAAAUCUUUGAGGAAGGUAAAAACUGCCAGAACGACGGUCGACAACCGUUACUGAACGAACAAGAUCUAGAAGACAUGACAGAGAAUAUUGAGCAUACAAUGUCAUAUGAAUUUGAACCGCUAGAUCUAGACUCACCUUUUGUUGCACAAAAGAAGGAUCUUAAUGCUUUGGUUUUUAUACUAGGGAUUGCAAUAACAAAACUAGCACAUGAAAAAUGUCGGUCCAAAUUGACAGCACCACAAGACGCUGCAUAUUUGGAUAGCGAGGACUACGAAUUUUCCAAGUUAAAGGAUCAUGUCGCGUCACGGAAGCUGAACAUUCCAAAUAACAUACUUUACGCUAUUGGUCUGCUAGCUUUUGCCGCAUUUAAACAAAAAUUUGAAAAGUUUCUUUUCCAAAACCGGAGACAUGUAAAGACGCGUCUAAAGCAAUACGUUACAUAUGAUGUUUUUGACGCUACAGUUUGUAAGUCAUGCUUCAGUAGAUUAGUGGACUUCAUUUUCAAUACGUUAAUUCAAGCAUUUUUGCGAGAAACUCGACUAAAGAAUAAAAUGUCCGAAAACAA